Emiliania huxleyi CCMP1516 is the source of this 753-nucleotide messenger RNA. RefSeq lists its product as hypothetical. Lineage: Eukaryota; Haptophyta; Isochrysidales; Noelaerhabdaceae. The coding region runs from base 1 to 753 and encodes 250 amino acids. The transcript is spliced from 2 exons. The record is from RefSeq and is a predicted model, not a curated record.
AUGUCUGAUGACAGUCAGCCAACCGUCUCGGAGCGGAUUCUGGGCGGGGGCGGCGCUGCCUCUAUAGCGGUGGCGUGCACCAACCCGUUUGAUGUGGUCAAGGUCCGCCUCCAGCUCGAGCGGCAGCGUGGCGGAUCGUCGGGCGCGCUGCCCGUGCUUCGCAACAUCGUCGCGGCUGAGGGCCCGGGAAGCCUCACCAAGGGGACCGGGUUCGCCAUGCUGCGGGGCCUCACAUACGGCGGCCUCAGACUGGGGAUGUACGAGCCAGCGUCGAGCGGCGCAGGGGGCGCGGCGUCGCUCUUGCAGGGUGUGCGCCGCGACGGCGUGCGGAGCCUCUGGACGGGCACUGCGCCCUCCAUGCAGCGCUCGGCGGUGCUGACCGCCUCGCAGCUCGCCACCUACGACCAGAUCAAGCAGUUGCUCGCGAGGCACACGGGCGCCUCGCCCGCCGCGCUUCCGACGAUGCUGACCGCCUCGAUGCUCGCUGGGCUCGUCACCACCACGACAACCUCGCCCUUUGACGUCGUCAAGACACGCGCGAUGGCCGCGGCGAGCGGAGGCCAGGCCGGCGGCGUGCUGCAGGGAGGCACUUCCGCCGCGAUGGCGGCCAUCGUCCGGUCGGAAGGGUUCGCCGGCUUGCUCCGUGGCUGGCUUCCAAACUACCUCAGGCAGGGACCGCAGACGCUGCUCUUACUCAUCCUCAACGACAGGCUGACGUCAGGGCUGACAGAGCGCAGGCGCGCCGCACUGUGA